Molecule: messenger RNA, 744 nt
Organism: Camellia sinensis
Lineage: Eukaryota; Viridiplantae; Streptophyta; Magnoliopsida; Ericales; Theaceae
Source: RefSeq, a predicted model, not a curated record
AUGGUGGAUACGAGAACUAAUGACUACUCAGAGACUAGCAACAAUGCCCGGAACCAUCCCAGAAAUCAGCAUGGGCCCGUACCCACGGGAGGCAAUAUCCCUAAUAAUCUUGGGCAUCAAAUUCUCGAAGAACUAGGACAACGAAAGAAUAAUCGGCAAAACAAGAGGACUCAACCCUUUUCAGAGUUUAGAAAACAAAGGCCUCCAAAGUUCACAGGAGUAGCAGACCUGAGAGUGGCUGAAAAUUGGCUUCAGCAAAUAGAGAAAAUGCUGGACACUAUAGGGAUAACUAAAGAUGCUGAUAGAAUAGCCUUCGCAGUAGUUGAGUUAGAUGAUGAGGCCGAUCAUUGGUGGGAACUAAUCAAGAAUACCCGUGACAUGACAAACAUGUCAUGGAACCAGUUUAAGGAUUUGUUUCUAAAUAAACAUUUUCCAAAUACAGUUUGGCAAGAGCGAGUAAGGGGAUUCCAAAACCUGGAGCUGGGGAAUAUGACCGUAACCCAACACACUGCAAAAUUUGAAAAACUAGCCCGCUACGCAACUAGGUAUGUAGUUAAUGAUGAAGAGAAAUCAAAGAUGUUUGAAUGGGGGCUAGACCUUACAAUCAGGGGGAAAGUUCUAUCGCAACGAUUUCACUCAUAUGCGAGGGUAGUGGAGACGACAUUAGAAUCUAAAAGGGAAGUAGCCAAUGUUAGGAAAUUUUGUGACAAGCGGAAAGGGGGUCAGACAUCUGUAGGACCUUAG